UGCAUUGGGGUCACACCAUUAUCAUCACGAAAAAGACUCUCUUCAAAAAGCCCACCUUCCAAUUUUCCUCCAAUAAAGGUCUUUCACUGCACCUUGACGCACAGAUUGUUUCAAUGGCUACAGUCCAAUCAGAUGCAACUUGGCCGGAGCUCUUGGGUAGCAACAACUGGGAAAAUCUCCUUGACCCUCUUAAUCUUUCCCUCCGCGAGCUCAUCAUCCGCUGUGGCGACUUCAUUCAGGCCACCUAUGACGCCUUCAACAACGACCAGGGCUCCAGGUACUGCGGCAGUAGCCGUUACGGCAAGAAACAUUUCUUCAACAAAGUCAUGCUUCAAUCCGCUUCAGAAUACCAAGUCGUCGCCUUUCUCUACGGCACCGCACGUGUGAGUCUGCCUGAAGCCUUUCUGCUCCACUCCAUGUCUCGGGAGUCCUGGGACCGUGAGUCUAACUGGAUUGGUUACAUUGCUGUCACCUCUGAUGAGAGGUCCAAAUCGAUUGGCCGCCGUGAAAUCUACGUGGCGUGGCGUGGAACCACCAGAAACUACGAAUGGGUUAAUGUUUUGGGCGCCAAGAUGGAAUCUCUUAGACCCUUGCUAAAGGAGAGUGUCAAAAUUGAAGAAAAUAGCAGCAGCGACAGUGAUGACGAUGAGAAAGUUCCAAAAGUGAUGAGUGGAUGGCUAACUAUUUACACCUCCGACGACCCCAAAUCGAAAUUCACAAAAUUGUCUGCCAGGGUCCAACUUAUGAGGAAGAUUAACGAGUUGAAGGAACAAUAUCAAGACGAGCAGCUAAGUAUAAUCCUUACAGGGCAUAGUUUGGGCGCAAGUUUAUCAAUUUUAAGUGCUUUCGAUUUGGUAGAGAAUGGCAUCACUGAUAUUCCAGUCUCAGCCUUUGUUUUCGGCAGCCCACAAGUUGGAAACAAAGCCUUUAACGAGAGGAUGAAAAAGUACCCAAACCUCAAGGUUUUGCACGUUAGAAACAAAAUUGAUGUUAUUCCUCACUAUCCAGGGCGAUUGUUGGGGUAUGUAUAUACAGGAACGGAGCUUCACAUUGACACAAGGAAGUCUCCGAGCUUAAAGGAUUCGAAGAAUCCCAGUGACUGGCAUAAUUUGCAGGCGAUGUUGCAUAUAGUAGCUGGAUGGAAUGGGGAGGAGGAGGAGUUUAAGCUGAAGGUGAAGAGGAGCGUGACUUUGGUGAACAAGUCGUGUGAGUACUUGAAGGAUGAACUGUACGUGCCUGGCUCAUGGUGGACGGAGAAGAACAAAGGAAUGGUGAGAGAUGAAGACGGAGAGUGGGCUCUGGCUCCACCGGAUGAGGAGGACCUACCUGUUCCCGAAUUUGACUGUUAGGUUGUGUGAGAGCCAUCAGCGCACCCUUUUUUGGAUUCCAUGGUGCUCCAACUUUUUCUUGUUAUAUUCAAUGUCUUGUUUGUAUCCGGAGUUUCGUCAUCUCCAUCUGUGUGUCAACCUAUCAUAUUAUUAAGUUUGUAAUGUAUCAUGGAAGCUUGAUGAAAGUAUGGCCUGGUGUAGCGAAUCAUGUAUUAAAAAAUAAUUUUUUUGGGCAAAA
Molecule: messenger RNA, 1566 nt
Organism: Mangifera indica (mango)
Lineage: Eukaryota; Viridiplantae; Streptophyta; Magnoliopsida; Sapindales; Anacardiaceae
Product: phospholipase A1-IIdelta
Exons: 1
Coding region: 114-1349 (411 amino acids)
Biological process (GO): lipid metabolic process
Molecular function (GO): glycerophospholipid phospholipase A1 activity
Source: RefSeq, a predicted model, not a curated record